Molecule: messenger RNA, 327 nt
Organism: Aspergillus tanneri
Lineage: Eukaryota; Fungi; Ascomycota; Eurotiomycetes; Eurotiales; Aspergillaceae
Product: CDP-diacylglycerol-inositol 3-phosphatidyltransferase
Exons: 2
Coding region: 1-327 (108 amino acids)
Source: RefSeq, a predicted model, not a curated record
AUGAAUGAACUUUUCUUUAUCGCGUUGUAUCUUCUCUCGUUCUCAUCGCCAACCUUAACGCCGUCUGUCUUGGAAAACCGGAAUGCCAGUGGCGCGCAGUCAACCUCUGCGCAAAUAUGGAGUUCGCCCUGGAGUGCUGGAGCAAUGGAGUUAGCACGUGCCAAUAAGAUAGACAGUGCUGUUCCACGGAAGUUACUUGCGGUCUCCUCGGUGUUCAUGAUUCUCAAGCAGUACGUGAAUGUUAUCCAGUUAAUCGAGGCUAGUAAGUGGAUUGUACAAGGUGAUAUGGAAAUCAGGAGAAAUCAACCUUCUCAGAAAAAGGGCUAA